AUGACCAACAACACAGCAACCACCCAAUCCGUCGCCGCCCCACUUGGAGCCCCCGUUGAGGACCUCAAACGAGUUAAACAAGGCCACUCAUUCCUUGGUUGCCUCUGUGACAUGCGAAGAGCAGUGAUCAUGAUAAAUAUUCUCGGGGUUGGCCUUGGGAUUGCAGGACUUCUUACAGUCAUCCUUGUCGACAAGUAUGGCGACAAAGAGGAACAAAAGGUGUUCCUCAACGGCUACGACAUUUGGGCACUCAUCGCCAUUCAAGCAGCUGUCUGUGUUGGCCACUUUAGUGGUCUUAUGGGCGCUGUCAACUUCUCCAUUUGCCCUGUUACCAUCACAAUCCUUAUGGAAAUCGCCUAUGCUGUCUUGAGCGGCUUGGACCAGAAUUGGAUUGGACUUGGUGUCUCGAUCUUUUUCAUUUAUCCUCAUGUCUUUCUAUGCUAUGAGCUGGCCAAGGGCAUUAUGACUCCUGAGAAUUACUUUCGCCAAGAGAGACAAUCUUGCUGUUGCGUAUAA
Seminavis robusta is the source of this 516-nucleotide messenger RNA. Lineage: Eukaryota; Bacillariophyta; Bacillariophyceae; Naviculales; Naviculaceae. The record is from the annotation of a GenBank genome assembly.